This is a messenger RNA of Chrysoperla carnea, 2613 nucleotides long. RefSeq lists its product as uncharacterized. The record is from RefSeq and is a predicted model, not a curated record. Lineage: Eukaryota; Metazoa; Arthropoda; Insecta; Neuroptera; Chrysopidae. The coding region runs from base 1 to 2613 and encodes 870 amino acids. The transcript has 5 exons.
AUGAGAAGUGAUAUUAACAGUUUUCUAGGAGAUAUUACAAAAAUUUUAACUGAUUUGGAAUUACCUGAAAGCGAUUUACAAACUUUAGUAAAAUUACGAGACCAAAGUUUGGAUCCAAACUCACGUCGAAAACGACGAAGUAGUCAGUCAAAAAAUGAUCCAAUCACUGCACAAAUAUGUGUUACUUGGGUAGAAAACCGUUGGGAUAACAGUUUCUGUUCGACCGUAGAUUUAACAAUAAAUUUUAUACAUUGCAAAUGCAAAAAACUGGGGCAUUUCACUGUUCUAAAGACGAAUGUCUCAGUAAAUAUAUCAUCUGUUCCAAACGAUGAAACAAUUUCAAUUUUUGACUUGGGUAAGAAUGAUUCUAAUCCACAAGUUAAUAUAAAUAACACAACUUCAGCACAUUUUACUGGAAUAACUAAUCCAGAUAGUAUGAAUGAAAAUACGGUCAUUUUGAAUUCAGUUACAACAACAGUGUAUAAUGCAAUUUCUGAAAAUGUAACUGAAAUGUCUAACAUUAAUAGAAACAAGACUGAAAAUUUAACAACAGUUACAUCAAACUCAAUUGGCUUUGACAAAAAAAUUUCGACAGCAAUAAAUUCUAAAAUUUCUAGUAAUUUGACUAAUAUUUCAGAAAGAGCAAACCAAAUUGAAACGAAUACGAAAUUUUUAAAUCAAAUACCUUCUGAAACUACUACCAUUCCAAUGGAACUAACUAACAGCAAUAUAGUUACAAACAGUGCUCAAAAUUUAAUAACAGUUAAAUCAAAUCAAAUUAAUAACGAUUCUUUUCCAAUAAACUCAAAUAAUAUUAUCAGAAACAAUGAUAUGACCAUUAAUGUAAAUAUUUAUAACGAUACAAAUAUAAUUGGAACUACUCCAACAAAUUUUAACCAAGAAAUUUCUACGAAUGUGACUUCAAUUGGCCAAAACGAAACUAUAAAUUCUACAUUGACAAAUACCGCUAUUCAAAAUUUACAAAAAACAGAUAAGGAUAUAAAUUUAUCUAACAAUAAUCAGACAGGUGUUGAAUCGUUAACUACAUCACAAACAGCUUUUGACUUACCAAAUUUUUCCUCGAAUGAAAGUGACAAAAUUUCUGGAACUACACAAAUCUCUUUGAUAACUACAAAUUUGGAUUUGAACACUUUACAAAAUUCUGUUAAACGUAAUAUAACAACACUCUUACUAAAUGGAACAUUAGACAAUACAAACGAUCAAAGAAGAUUCAAUAUUUCGACUUUAAAAUCAAAUAAUGUAAAUAAGGAAAAUGUAUUUAUUUCAGGUGCUACUUCGGUAUCAAAUAAUGGAAGUUCUAAUAUUGAUCAAUCCAGCAAUAGUGACAUAAACCAAAAUCAUUCGACCAGCUCAAACUCUAACCAAAAUAACAUUACUAAUAAUAAUAGUUCUAAUGUACAUGGUCAUGAAAACUUUGGUUUCGAUAAAUCAAAUAAUAGUGCAAUCUAUCAAAAACAACCGGGUAACAUUAAUGGCUCGAUUCAAUCUUUUUCUGACAGAACUUCGAAUAACAAGAAUGGAUCAAGCGUAUCAGACAAAGAAAACUCUGAUAUUGAUCAACGCAAUAAUAGCGCAAUCAAUCAAAAUCAAUUAGUGAACAAAAAUGGAUCACUUCUUUCGAAUUCUGGUGAAUCUACGAAUAACAAUAAUGGAUCAAAUUUAUCAGGUGUUGAAAAUUCUGGCUCUAACCAAUUCAGUAAAAAUAGUUCAACUAGCCAAAAUAGUUCAAAUAUAUUUUCAAAUUCUGGACAAGAAAGCGUAAAUGGAUCAUCUCAAUCGAUUUCAAGUGGAAUUGCUAAUAACAGUAUUGGAUCUGAUGGAGCAGGUCAUGAAAAUUCUGGUUUUGACCCACCUAGAAAUAGUACAAUCGACCAAAAUAACUCUAAUACAAUUUCAAAUUCUGGGCAAGAUAACAUAAAUAGAUCAUCUCAAUCGAUUUCAGGUGGAAUUUCUAAUAACAAUUUUGGAUCUAAUGCAGCGGGUCAUGAAAAUUCUGGUUUUGAUCCACCCAGAAAUAGUACAAUCAACCAAAGUAACUCUAAUAAAUUUUCAAAUUCUCGACAAGAGAGCGUAAACGCAUCAUCUCAAUUGAUUUCAGGUGGGAUUUCAUCGAAUGUAACCGGUCAUACAAAUUCUAGUUUUGGCCAAUCCAGUGGAAUUAACCAAAAUAGUUCCAAUAUCUAUUCAAAUUCUGGACAAGGAAGUGUAAAUAGUUCAGCCCCAUCUCUUCCAGAAGAAACUUCCAAGAAUAAUAACACAGGUUUCAAUAAUUCUGAAGUUAUUUCUGUUAACAGUUCAACAUCCUCUGGAGGAAGUACAUCAGUUUUAAAUACUAAUAAUGAAAAGUAUCAAACAGCACAAUUUGGAAUAUUAACUACAGCCGAAGAUAUAACAAUUUUAGUAUUGCUGUGCGGAAUUAUUGGAAUGUCAUUUGUAACAUUAAUAUUAUGGAAACGUAUCCGUAACGAGAACAUGGAACGGGUGAUAUACCCUGAAGAAACCGAAUUAGAGCCACAAACUUCAUCAGCUUCUGUUAAAUAUGCAUCAUUGUAUGCUGAAGAUAUGCUAAGUGGUUCCAGAGAAAGUUUCUAA